CAAAUAAAUUAAUAACUUAAAUUAUAAAUGUUUUAGUAAAUUUCAAUGAUUUUCUCUCUUUUACAAAAUAAUGGGUAUUUUGAUAACUAAAGAUACAAGAAGAAUUAGUUUUGUCAAUACUAUUGAAAUAAAUCCAGCAUUAUUGGUGGAAAAGUCAAUAGAAGACCAAGAUACUUUUGUGCAAAAUAAUUUAGAAUCUUUGCAGGAAUGUGCAGAUGAGUUGAUAUUUGAUGAAACCAUACCAUGUAAAGAAGUUCAAGAUGAAGAACAAAAAUAUUGGUCUGGAAGAAUUGAAAGUUUAAGAAAUGAACACCAAAUGAUAACCAAAAUAAUAGAGAGCGAAUAUGAAAAGACAAUUGAAAAUACCAACAAAUUAUACGAAGAACCUAUUAUAACUGAAGAGAAAAUAGAAAAAAUUAAACCAUGCUAUAAUUGGCGCUCAAAGGCACCUGAUAUAAAUGACUUCACCAUAAUUAAACCUAUCAGUCGUGGUGCAUUUGGAAAAGUAUUUCUUGCACACAAGAAGAAUAAUGCAGAACAAAUGUUUGCAAUAAAAGUAAUGAAGAAAUCAGACAUGAUAAAUAAAAAUAUGGUCACUCAAGUUGUUACUGAAAGAAAUGCUUUAGCUUUAUCAAGAAGUCCAUUUUGUGUUCAUUUAUUUUAUUCAUUACAAUCAGCAUCAUCUGUAUAUUUGGUGAUGGAGUAUAUGAUUGGAGGUGAUUUGAAAUCACUUUUAGGUGUUUAUGGUUUUCUAGAGGAAUCAAUGGCAGUUUUUUAUGCAGCCGAAGUAACAUUAGCUUUGGACUAUUUACAUAAGCAUAAUAUAGUCCAUAGAGAUCUGAAACCAGAUAAUAUGUUGAUAUCUAAAUCUGGUCAUGUGAAGUUGACAGACUUUGGUUUAUCCAAGAUUGAAAUACACAGAGAUUUGGAGAUAUCAGAUUUUGUGAAUCAUACACCGAGUUUGAAUAUGAGAACACCUGGACAGUUGCUCUCCUUAACAUCACAUCUAUCCUUUGGUUCGGGAGGUGGUGACAGCACACACAACUCUAUGGCAGAUGCGUGUGAGAACCUUCUUGAUGCACUUAAAGAGACCAGUAAAUUAAAAGAUAUCUGUGAAGUUAAUGGAUUGGAUAAUUCACCUUUAGUGGAUAAUUCACAGCUGUCUGGAAUCCAUCCAUUUAUGAGCGCUGAGAGUAUUCAAUUGGAGGAAGUAGCUUUUCCAGAUUCAGGUUCAGAGUCUGUGAGUUCGUACCACACUUGUGAGAGUUCUAGAAACAGCACUAACUCCAGAAGUAACAAGUCAACGGAUAUCAGCAGUAACAAUGCCUCUUCAGUGACGGACUCACAGCAUGAUGAAUCUACCUCACCACUUUGCAGAGGACAUUCGUUGAAGAGGAUACCGAGUUUCCGUGCUAAGAAGAGAAAGAGAAUAUUAGACUGUGAUGGAGAUACACCAACUGGUGUGUCAAGUCUUUUAGAAUCAAAAGAGAACUGUAGCGGACUCACACAAGAGAUAAUGGCAUUAGAGCUCAGUCAAAAUACACCGAAACGUAUGUCAAUACAUCCUACACCUGAACGACGGAAAAAUCCUAUAAAAGGUGUUUUAAAGAAAAGAUGGGUGUCACAAGAUGAUUGUCAUCAUUAUAAUGUAGGCGUAAUAUUUUCAACGCCCGUGUCAAAUAGCAAGAUGCCGGACAGGAAAAAAAUGCAAAAGGCGACUCGAUUCAAUUUGCCCACAGAGGAACCUAUGUCUAGUUCAAAGGACAAAUCCUUUACAUUCAGCAAACAUGUUUCGACUAGUUUGGAGAUUUUUCCUUUGAGAAGGUUAAGUAAGGAAGGCGGUGACAGAUCACCGACGGAGUUGUGUAAGACUCCGCUAGCGAGCGCGCACACGCCGUACCGCACGCCCAAGAGCGUACGACGCGGAAAUCACUCCGACCAACUUAUAUUAGGCACACCGGAUUAUUUAGCACCUGAAUUACUCUUACGGCAAGGUCACGGGUGUCCCGUAGAUUGGUGGGCGCUCGGAGUGUGCCUCUACGAGUUCAUGACAGGAGUGCCGCCCUUCAACGACGAAACGCCUCAAGCAGUAUUUAAUAACAUAUUGUCUAGAAACAUAGAAUGGCCGGAGGCGGAGGAGGCGCUGUCGGCGGAGGCGGUGGGCGCGAUCGAGGCGCUGCUGACGAUGUCGCCGGGCGAGCGGCCCGCGGCCCGCGCCGUGCGCGCCAUGCCGCUCUUCCGCCGCGUCGACUGGGAGCGCCAGCUGCACGCGCCGCCGCCCUUCGUGCCCAACCCCGAUGACAUGCACGACACUGGAUAUUUCCAAGCGCGCAAUAUCUUGCAACAGCUUCAUGUAUCCAAUUUCGACAUGUGAGAAAACAACAACUGGAUCUCAAGAACAUUCUUAUAUUAAAUGUGAUAAUUAACUAAGUUUUGUUUUCAACUAUAAUGUCGCAGUAUAUUUCCUUUAAUUUAUAACAACUAGAAAUAAUAACCUUUAUGUAUUGCGUCUUAAUGAUCGUGUAAAUGAUUGAGGCUCUUUUUGAAUUGUAAAUAAAAUACAAUAUUUGUGUUAAUUAUUUAUUUAUAAAACUUACGUACUAUUUGGCACAUGUUCAGGAAUUUUGAUUGGCAUGCCUACGUACGGACCGGGACCAAUUUAUUGAGAAAGACAAGAUUCCAGUAUUGCCUUUCUCAAAGUAAUUGAUUGGAAAAUAUACAUAUAUAAUGGAAUAUAGGUAAUAAAAUGAUGCUUUUUAUGCG
Papilio polytes (common Mormon) is the source of this 2763-nucleotide messenger RNA. It is a transcript of the gene gwl, whose product is annotated as serine/threonine-protein kinase greatwall. Gene Ontology annotation, biological process: intracellular signal transduction; peptidyl-serine phosphorylation. The transcript is spliced from 13 exons. Gene Ontology annotation, molecular function: protein serine/threonine kinase activity; ATP binding. Bases 71 to 2374 code for a protein of 767 amino acids. NCBI's taxonomy places the organism in Eukaryota, Metazoa, Arthropoda, Insecta, Lepidoptera, Papilionidae. Gene Ontology annotation, cellular component: nucleus. The record is from RefSeq and is a predicted model, not a curated record.